AUGCGCUCGCUGUGGACGUUAGUGGCACUGGCUUUCUCAGCCAAAGCCAUCAAAACAACAGGAUGUCCUCUUUUGGGACCAGCAUUCCCUGCCCCUACCGCUCUGUCAGUGGAUCCCAUUUUUCGCAGCAAAGCUGAGGAAUUGACCUCAAAGCUCAAUGGUGCCAUUGAGGAUGGAAGUCUACCUGCUAUAUCAUUCGCAGUGCAGGUCUUCAGCAGCGAAGAAGACGAAUCUGCAUUCGGUUUCUACCACACAGAUGGUCCAGUUAAAGUUGGAUCUGUGGGAGUUCGUGAGGUUGACGAGGAUACUAUGUUCCGCAUUGGCAGCAUAUCAAAGCUGUGGACUAUGUUUCUCUUCAUGACCUUGGAAGGAACACGAUACUUCCACGAGCCCGUUUCAAAAUACGUCCCUGAGCUGCGAACAAAUUACAGCUCAGCACAAGCAAAAGAUAAAAUUAAUUAUUUGCAAUGGAGCGACAUGACUAUCGGCGAACUGGCGAGUCACCAAGCGGGCCUUGCAAGAGACUAUGCAUUUGGAGACCUCGGGUUCCAAUCCGAUCUUCUCCAAAGCAUGGGUUUCCCCGCGCUUCCAAAAAACCAGCAACUGACUUGUGGGAGUGAGCACCAAUGCGAUAGGAAUGAUUUUUUCCGUGGCAUUCUAAGAACGUAUCCCUUGACUUCGACCUCACACACACCGAUAUACUCGAACGCAGGAUAUCAAAUUCUUGGCUACGCAUUGGAGUCAAUCGCAAAAGACGACUUUGAAAACAUAUUAAUGGACCGUCUUAUCAAGCCACUCAACUUGACUCGGUCCUGUCUUAAGGUCCCAGAUCCUAGCUUGGCUGUGAUUCCCUACAAUGAGACUUUCAGUUGGUUUAGUUUUGAUAUUGGCGAAGAAGCUCCUGCUGGAGGCAUUUUCUCUUCUGCAAAGGAUAUGGGCACAUUCGGCCGUGCGGUUCUUUCCAGCGCCCUUGUUGACCCUGCCGUGACAAGACGGUGGCUCAAACCGGUAACACACACAUCAUCCCUGCAACAUUCCGUGGGCGCCCCCUGGGAAAUUUAUACGUUUUUGACACCUCGUCGGGUCGACCUGUACACCAAGGCUGGGGACCUUGGACUGUACUCCAGUUCCAUCGGUCUGUCACCAGAUCACAAUGCCGGUUUCACGGUUUUAGUCGCCGGUGGUAACUCUCACGCGAUGACAUCGACAAUCGGGGAGAUGGUUGCCGAUAUUAUGCUUCCCGGACUUGAUGAAGUCGCCAGAGACCAAGCUCUUGGACGCUUUGGGGGUACAUAUGCUUUGACGAGCGGCUCCUCAAAUUCUUCGAUCACCAUCACGGCCGACGACGGGGCUGGCUUGGCAGUCUCAGAAUGGACCAGCAACUCGGUUGACAUGAUUGAGUCUUUGAUGACUUUGCAAAAAGUGACCGAUCGCUCUGCGAUAAGCAUUCGCCUACAGCCUAGCGGUCUUGAGACCCCAGGGCGGAUCUCCUUCUUGGCUGUUAUCUAUACGCUUGAUGUCUCGGAAGAGGCUGGGCCCAUUAUUGGAUCCUGCUUUUCGUGGAUUCUGCUCGAGUCCCUGGUGUAUGGCAACGUCGGUCUCCCAGAGUUUGAGUUCGCCCUGAAUCAUGAUGGGAAUGCGACGAGCUUAUCCCCUCGGGCGUUGCGCGUUACUCUUCCUAGAGUUUAA
Messenger RNA from Penicillium samsonianum, 1689 nucleotides. Its product is annotated as serine hydrolase domain-containing protein. The transcript has 5 exons. Lineage: Eukaryota; Fungi; Ascomycota; Eurotiomycetes; Eurotiales; Aspergillaceae. The coding region runs from base 1 to 1689 and encodes 562 amino acids. The record is from RefSeq and is a predicted model, not a curated record.